UCUGGCAACAUUUUCUUUCUAUUGAUUUUUGUUAUGAAUUCGCGGGCUAAUCUUUCAAAGUAACCAAGGCAGUGAAAAAAUUUAUUAUUUUCUGUUUUAGAAUGGAACCUGGCAUAAUAAAAAAGCUAGAUGAAGCUGUAGUAAAUCGCAUUGCAGCUGGGGAAAUUAUACAAAGACCAGCAAAUGCUUUGAAAGAGCUUAUUGAAAAUAGUUUAGAUGCAAAAUCAAAUUAUAUACAAAUUACCAUCAAAUCAGGUGGCCUUAAAUUGCUACAAAUACAGGACAAUGGGACAGGUAUUCGCAAAGAAGAUUUGGAGAUUGUCUGCGAACGCUUCACUACUUCAAAAUUGACUAAGUUUGAAGAUCUAACCAAUAUUGCGACCUACGGUUUUCGUGGUGAAGCAUUAUCCAGCAUAAGUCACGUAGCGCAUUUGACUAUACAAACAAAAACUGCGCAAGUAGCUUGUGGUUACAAAGCGUGUUAUGAAGAUGGCAAAUUAAAAGCUCCUCCUAAACCAUGUGCUGGCAACCAAGGCACAAUCAUAUCGAUUGAGGAUCUAUUCUACAACAUGCCACAGCGAAAACAAGCUUUAAAGUCACCUGCUGAGGAGUUUCAAAAGUUAUCGGAUGUUGUUUCAAAGUACGCUGUUCAUAAUUCCAAAAUUGGUUUUAUUUUAAAAAAGUUUGGUGAGCAGCCUACAAUAAAAACAAAUGUAGGGAGUACACAGGAACAAAAUAUUCGUUAUAUAUUUGGGGCAAACAUUGCAAAAGAAUUACUGCCAAUAGAAAUCGAAGACAAUAUACAUAAAUUUAGAUUGAAAGGAUGUGUUACUAAAGUAAAUUAUUCAGCAAAAAAAGGCAUAAUGAUGUUGUUUAUUAACCAUCGGUUGGUAGACUCGGCAGCACUUAAAAGUGCCAUAGAUAGUGUAUACAGCGCGUAUUUACCUAAGGGUAUGCAUCCAUUUAUUUACUUAAGUCUUGAUUUGGAACCUACAAAUAUUGACGUAAAUGUACACCCAACAAAACACGAAGUGCAUUUUCUCUAUGAAGACGAUAUCAUCGAAAAAAUCAAAACUUACAUUGAAAUACAAUUGUUGGGCAGCAAUGAUACCCGAGCUUUUUAUAAGCAGUUAAAGUUGCCUGGAGUAGUGGAAAAUAACGAAAAUGAAGAUAAUCGAGGUUCGAAAUCAGAAGUAGAUAAAGUUCAACCGAAAGAAAUAAUACGAACUGAUGCAAAAGAGCAAAAGUUAGAUAAGUUUUUAAUAACCCAGCAAAAUCCUACACAACAUAUAAAGACCGAGUUUAACACGUCGCAAUCUUCAUUAUCACAGUCCAUGAAUGAUGAAAGUUUUCGUGUCACUGCCGCUAACAUUUCAAAAGAAGUUCGUUUAACGAGUGUAUUGAAUAUGCAAAAACGUGUAGAAAAUAAUUGUAGUGUCCAUAUUCGAAAAACCUUAAAAGAGAUGGUUUUCGUGGGCGUUGUCGACAAACAUUUUGCAUUAUUUCAAUAUGAAACAAGGUUGUAUCUUUGCCAUACUUUAAAAUUCUGUGAAGAGCUCUUCUAUCAACGAUUGUUGUUCAAGUUUGAAAAUUUGCCUCAGAUUAAAGUAGAACCUAAACUUCCUAUUAAACAACUAAUUGUAUUAGCACUAAACACUGAAGAAAGUGGUUGGACAGAGGAAGAUGGGGAUAAAUCCGAGUUAGCGUCGCGUGCUGCAACAAUACUGGUAGAGAAAGCAGCUAUAAUGCGCGAAUAUUUCUCAUUAAAUAUAUCUGACAAAGGUGAAUUAGAAACGUUACCUUGUUUGGUAGAAAAUCAUUGCCCAAGCAACAUAUAUCUGCCACUUUUCUUAUUGCGUCUCGCUACGGAUGUUGAGUGGGAAACAGAAGAAGAAUGUUUCGAAACAUUUUGCCGGGAAACAGCACGAUAUUAUACUAUAGUGUCAGAAGUAGAAUUACUGUCUGAUGUAAACCGACAUAAUUGGAUAGUAGAACACAUUAUUUAUCCAGCAAUGAAACGCUACUUGCUGCCCCCAAAUAAAUUGAAAAAAGAAAUGUAUGAACUAACAAGUUUACCAAAAUUAUAUAAAGUGUUUGAACGUUGUUAAUUUCUAAUGAAACAUUGUGUAUUUGCUU
Molecule: messenger RNA, 2136 nt
Organism: Teleopsis dalmanni
Lineage: Eukaryota; Metazoa; Arthropoda; Insecta; Diptera; Diopsidae
Gene: Mlh1
Product: DNA mismatch repair protein Mlh1
Exons: 5
Coding region: 102-2108 (668 amino acids)
Biological process (GO): mismatch repair
Cellular component (GO): MutLalpha complex
Molecular function (GO): ATP binding; ATP-dependent DNA damage sensor activity; mismatched DNA binding
Source: RefSeq, a predicted model, not a curated record